Messenger RNA from Impatiens glandulifera, 631 nucleotides. Its product is annotated as probable calcium-binding protein CML44. The record is from RefSeq and is a predicted model, not a curated record. NCBI's taxonomy places the organism in Eukaryota, Viridiplantae, Streptophyta, Magnoliopsida, Ericales, Balsaminaceae. Bases 45 to 515 code for a protein of 156 amino acids. The transcript has a single exon. Gene Ontology annotation, molecular function: calcium ion binding.
AUCAACUAGUUAAUAACAAUACAAAUAAUAUUAAUCAUUCAGAGAUGACAUUACCAGUAAUAAUCACAAGUGAUUUGCACAUAAUCUUCGAGAAGCUUGACAGAAAUGGCGACGGUUGGGUAAGUUUAGAAGCUUUAUGUUAUCUCUUCCAUGAAAUAGGUCUCUCCACGACCCAAGACGAACUCGAGCCACUCGUCGACGGAAAAACAAGGCUCGAUCUCAUUGAUUUCGUUUGUUUCUACGACAACAUCAUUAACACUAUUAGUACUGACGAGGAAAAAGAGGUUGUUGAGGCGUUUAAGGUUUUUGAUUUGGAUGGCGACGGACAUAUCACGGCUGAGGAACUCAAGAGAGUGUUGAAGAAACUGGGGAUGUGGACGGAGGAUUGUGGAACAGAUUGUGAUACUAUGAUUCAAGCUUAUGAUUCUAAUUCUGAUGGUGUUCUUGAUUUUCAAGAGUUUAAGAAUAUGCUCAUGUUUACUAACUCUAAUCCUAAUCCUAAUUACAAACUUUGAUCAUUUUAUUAGGAAUGUUGUUUUGUGUAUAUUUUUGUAUGGGUUAUGUGUUUUUAUAGAGGGGCUCUGUUUCAUUUGUUUUGAAAUAAAUUAUUUGAGUUUUUUAUUUUAUUUUU